Molecule: messenger RNA, 1235 nt
Organism: Paramecium pentaurelia
Lineage: Eukaryota; Ciliophora; Oligohymenophorea; Peniculida; Parameciidae
Source: the annotation of a GenBank genome assembly
AAUGAAAGUGGGAAUUAUUGGAGGAAUUAGUUCAUAUUUGAGUUAUUUAGUUUGGAAUAACUAUAAUAGCAACCAAGUUGAGUUGUAUUCAUUGAAUACCGAAUUGUAGAAUGAAAUCAUCUAAAAUUGUCCAUCUCUUACAUCUUAUAGACCUCCUGCAUUCUACUGUGGAUUUUUGCACACUUUAAUUCCCACAAUCUCAAAACCUAAAGAGAAACACAUAUCCUUUUUUGAGAAGAUUGGAGACACAGGUAUAUCAGUAGAUUUUGUGGAUAAGGGACAAUCAAUUAAUUCUGAUCAACCAUUAUUAUUAAUAAUACCAGGAUUGACUGGAAAAGUGUAAAAUGGGUAAGAAUAUUUUUUAAUCAGCUAGAUAUGUGAAUAGUCUUAUAACAUAGGCUCAUCAAUAUGGUUUUAAUAAUAUUUGCAUAUACACUUAUAGGAUGCUAUCUAAGGAAGCUAAUUUCCUAUUUGUUCCUCCCUUUUAAGAUUAUGGAAUUGAUUUUUAAGGGGCAGACAAAGAAUAUUUUAGACAUGAUGUUGUUGCAGGGCAAACUACUAGAGUAGAUUUAGCAGCUGAUUUGCAUUACACCUUAAAAUAUUUAAAAGAUAAAUACAAAUUUAAAUAGAUAUUAGCUAUUGGUUGUUCUUAUGGUGGAGUUUAAUUGGGCAAUUACUUAGGAAGAUUUUAAGAUGAUUCAUUAAUAGAUGCAGGAGUAACUGUGUGUUCACCACAUAAUAUCACUGAUUGUGAGAACAAUAUUUCUACUAUUAUGGAUCUUACAAUGACAUAUAUUUUAAGAAGAGGAUUAAAGAUAAAUAAACAUUUAUUUUAUGAUCCAAACAAUUAUCCUAAACAAUGGAAACCUUAAAUAUCUAAAGCUAUGAAUUCUUUGUUUGUUCAUCAAUUCGAUAGAUAUUAUACAUCUCAGGUCUAUGGGUAUAAAUCUGAAGUUGAAUAUUAUAAGCAUUUCUCUUCAUGUGAUCGAUUUCCCUAAAUCAAAAUUCCAAUGUUAUGUAUUGCAGCUAAAGAUGAUUAUGCUGUUAAUAUAAAAGCUUUAUCUUUAGAUAAAUUGAUUUCAAAUAAAUAAACAAUUGUUUGUUUAGCCAAAAGUGGAGGACAUAUAGGAUUUUUAGAAGGAUUGAAUGCAGAUAGCACAUGGUUUCCAAAACCAGCUUUGGAAUUCUUACAGUAUUUUUCAAAAGAAUAAGAAAUAGAAUAUAAAGCUUAAUGA